Messenger RNA from Spirodela intermedia, 1578 nucleotides. The record is from the annotation of a GenBank genome assembly. Lineage: Eukaryota; Viridiplantae; Streptophyta; Magnoliopsida; Alismatales; Araceae.
AUGGCGGCAAGCCCUCUGGCAGUGCUGGGCUACGCGGCGUGUGGCUUGGUGGUGCUGCGGAUGAUCGUCUCCUUCAGGUUCCUGCUGCCGCUGGCGGCGCGGCGCUGGCGGGAGCUGGAGGACAGGCUCCAUUCGUACCAGCACUACAAGAUCCCCCGGUACAACGAGAACCUGCAGGAGAAUCCCCUCUACCGGAAGGCGGUGGCGUACGUCUCAUCGCUCCCCUCUCUCGAGGACUCCGACUACGCCAACAUCUUCUCCGCCACCGCCGGCCCCAAGAAGCUCGCCGGCGGCGACCACCUGUCCCUUCGGCUGGACGCCGGCCGCAGCAUGCGAGACUCCUUCCUCGGCGCCCGCAUCUCCUGGACCAACGUCUCCGACGCUGCCCUGGUUCUGAGGGUCCGCCGGGAGGACAAGCGCCGUGUCCUCCGACCCUACCUCAACCACGUCGAGUCGGUCGCCGACGAGCUCGAGCAGGCCCGCCGGGAGGUCCGCCUUUACACGAAUUGCACCGGCGAAGGGGCCGGGGAGAGCCACCCGUGGAGGUCGGUGCCCUUCGCGCACCCUUCGACGCUGGAGACGAUCGCUAUGGAUGCGGACCUGAAGAACCGCAUCCGCUCCGAUCUGGAGGCCUUCCUGAAGAACAAGGCCUACUACCACCGCCUGGGGAGGGUCUGGAAGAGGAGCUACCUCCUCUACGGCGCCCCCGGCACCGGCAAGUCGAGCUUCGUGGCCGCCAUGGCCAAGUUCCUGAGCUACGACGUCUACGAUCUCGACCUGGCCCGCGUGGCCGAUGGGGCCGACCUGAAGGCGAUGCUCCUGCGGACGAACCCGCGGUCUGUCAUCGUGGUGGAGGACAUCGACCGGCACCUGCACGGACCGGAGGGGGGCAGCCUCUCGGGGAUGCUGAGCUUCAUGGACGGGAUAUUCUCCUGCUGCGGGGAGGAGCGGGUGAUGGUGUUCACCAUGAACGGGAGGAAGGAGGAGGUGGACCCGGCGGUGCUCCGCCCGGGCCGGCUAGACGUGCACAUUCACUUCCCCCUCUGUGACUUCACCGCCUUCAAGACGCUGGCAGGGAGCUAUCUGGGGCUCAAGGACCACAAGCUCUACCCCCAGGUGGAGGAGAUCUUCCAGGCGGGGGCGAGCCUCAGCCACGCAGAGAUCGGCGAGAUCCUGAUUGCUAACAGGGGGUCGCCAUCGCGGGCGCUCAAGACGGUGAUCAGCGCCCUGCAGCAGAUGCAGCGGGGGCAGCAGCAGGUAGGAGGGGCGGCGGGGAGGAUGGGAGCCGCCCUUUUGGGGAGGAUCGGCGGCGGCGGAGGCAUGGGGCGGUGGCGGACGGGGGACGGCGGCGGCGCCAAGGCGGCACCGGCCGAGGAAGGAGGGCUACAGGGCUGCUCCGACCCGAGCGGCCCCUUGGGGACGGGGCCCAAGGAAGGGACGUUGAAGGACUUCCGCAAAAUUUAUGGGCUCCUCAAGAUGCGUGGAGGUAGCAGGAAGGAAGCCAACGAGACGCCGUCAGUCGACAUGGCCGCCGCCGCCGCCGCCGUAGACAAGGACACACCCGCAGAGCGUCCAUAG